GCUGGGUUUGUUGAUGGUGAGGGUUGUUUUUAUGUAAAAACUUCCAAAAUAAAGAAAGGCCUAGGUAUUACAUAUAAAGUAAAUGUUUAUUUUUCUAUAUCACAGCACAAACGUGAUUUAGCUUUACUCGAAAACCUAGCAACUUAUUUCAAUUGUGGUUUUGUGGAAACAGUAAAAACUAGACCAACUCAAUCUUCUUAUGUUGUAUAUAAAUUUUAUGAUAUACUUAAUAAAAUAAUACCUUUUUUUGAUACAUAUUCUUUAAAAGGUAAAAAAUUAUUAGACUUUUAUGAUUUCAAAAAAAUAGCAAGCAUAACUGAAAAAAAUAUCUAUUACGAAGAAAACAGUGACCUAUUAAAAGAAAUAAUAAAAAUUAAAAAAAAUAUGAAUAGAAACAGAUAA
This is a messenger RNA of Bipolaris zeicola 26-R-13, 402 nucleotides long. RefSeq lists its product as uncharacterized. The annotation marks the transcript as partial. Gene Ontology annotation, molecular function: endonuclease activity. The transcript has a single exon. The record is from RefSeq and is a predicted model, not a curated record. Lineage: Eukaryota; Fungi; Ascomycota; Dothideomycetes; Pleosporales; Pleosporaceae.